Molecule: messenger RNA, 1524 nt
Organism: Mucor mucedo
Lineage: Eukaryota; Fungi; Mucoromycota; Mucoromycetes; Mucorales; Mucoraceae
Exons: 4
Coding region: 1-1524 (507 amino acids)
Molecular function (GO): protein binding
Source: RefSeq, a predicted model, not a curated record
AUGCAUGGGCAAUUAGAUGAAAAUCUUUCAACAGGAAAAGAUGAUUCAAACCGAAGCUGUUUCAUCGAUGUAUCAAUUCAAACAGCUGACCAGCUUGAACCUGAACAGCCCACUAAAGAACAAGACGGAACAGAAACUUUAAAUAACCAAUCUUCAGAUGCACAAGCUACAUUUGAGGAACAUACAACCGAUACAUCAAUAGUUGGACAGCCUACUAAACCACUCGUAACUGAACAAUCUACAUCCAAUCAAACUACAGAUGAACCAAUCGUAAAUAGAAUACCCACGGACGAGCCACUUGCAGAUGAAGCACUCGGAGACGAACAUCCUACAACUGGGAAUGAUACAAAUGAAGAGGCAUCACUUCAAGCAAAUGAUAACAGUAUCAGUGAAACAAUAUCGAUGUGUUUUAAAUUCUUAGCCGAUAACUCCCAAUUAGCCAAGCUUUACUACUCGAUUGGAAGUGAAAUUUGUGAUGUAACCCAAUGGUACAAGCUGACAUUUUUAGAUCUUCGAUACCAAAAUAUCUCCAAACUGAAUUAUUUUGACAUCAACUUUCCAAUGUUAGAAACCCUCAAUGUAUCACACAAUGAACUCAUUUCUAUAAGCGGACUACCAAACUCCUUGCAGUAUCUAUAUGCUGCCAAUAACAAGUUGACAGAAAUAGAUAUUAAUCAUUUGGAGCGGCUAGAAAUUCUUGACAUAUCAAAAAAUAAGAUUAUGAACUUUAAAGACAUGAGUCGAUUAAAGUCACUGCGCACAUUGGAUGCUGGUUACAACAACAUUGAAACGUGUAGUAUUUUUGAAAACUUACCCGGUUUGAUCAGUCUAAACUUAACACAUAACAAAAUCAGAAGAUUGAAUGGACUACUCAUAGCAAACAUGUCCAUGUUAGAAAUUUUGGACGUAUCAUUUAAUCUAAUCGAACGUUUGACCUCAAUUGAGACCCUACAAAAUCUAGUGGAGUUCAAUAUGAGCAGCAACAACGCGAUAUCCAUAAGUCUUACUCGUACAAUUAAUCGACUCUGUAACUUAAACCUAAGCUUUAACCGAUUGACAGAAUUUGAUGCUAGGUGGUUUCCUAAUGCAAGAAUAGUUUACCUCGACGAGAACAUUAUUACACGAGUUUAUGAAUUAACAAGUACUCCUCGAGUGACUUCAUUCUCACUCAGAAACCAGGAAGAUUUAUACAAUUUUGACUUGUACUAUUUACGAAGUACCCGUAAAUUGUAUCUGUCGGGUUAUCCUUUUCGAAGAAUGACACAAUUUUUUGAUUUUUUCACUCUUAAACACUUGGAAUUGUGUUCGGUUGAGUUGGACGAACUACCUGCGGAUUUCAGCAAUCGAGCACCUAAUCUUAGUCGUCUGCAUCUCAGCAUGAAUCGCUUGCAAGAUAUUAGUCCAUUGAAGCCUCUUAAAGAGUUGAAGCAAUUGGUUCUGUUGGGAAACAAUCUUGUUAGUAUACUAGAUAUUAUUUCGGUGGUUAAGCAUUUAGAAAAAUUGGUUGUAUUAGAUUUAAGGUAA